UAAUCUCACGUUGAUUAUCCAUAAAUACAAGUUUCAAAGUCCACUACAAUCACUUCUCAUUUCUCAAUUAUCCCCUUCCCACAAAUUGUAACAUUUUCCCCCCCGUUCACUUCCUUCAUUUCAUUUUGUGUGUCUAAUCUAAAGUCUGAUCCUAAUUAGUUCCAAACCUAAAAAUGGCAUCAUCAUCACUUACCUCCUCAAUAUCUUAUACUUUCCUUCAACCAGAAUUUCCAUUUAAAAGAACGAUAAAACACCACAAUCGCUGCUCCAUUUCCAAAUGUCCUUUCACUCCAAUUUCAGCGACUCCAUUGAAAGCAUCAGUGUCCAACCCAGAUACGACAUCCUCCCCAAUUCCAAUUACUCCAAUAGAAACAACAACAACAACAACAGCGUCCGGCACAGACACAACAUCGUCAUUAGUUUCACCCGAACCACCCAAAAAACUUCCAAUGCGAAGAAUCCCUGGAGAUUACGGCCUCCCAUUCGUAGGUCCUAUCAAAGACCGUCUUGAAUAUUUCUACAACGAAGGCGGCCGCGACAAAUAUUUCAGAAGCAAAAUGCACAAAUACAAAUCAACCAUUUUUCGCGCUAAUAUGCCACCAGGCCCAUUCAUUUCCUCUAACCCAAACGUCAUUGUUUUACUUGACGGAAAAUCAUUCCCUGUUCUCUUCGACAAUUCCAAAGUUGAAAAACGUGACCUCUUCACCGGAACUUUCAUGCCGUCAACAGAACUCACUGGUGGUUACCGUAUCCUCUCUUACCUUGAUCCAACCGAACCAAAACACGACCAACUCAAACGCCUUCUUUUCUUCCUCCUCAAGUCACGUAGUAGCCACUUUAUCCCUGAGUUUCACUCAUCUUACACAAACCUCUUUAACACUCUAGAAAAAGAGCUUGCAAAAACAGGAAAUGCAAUUUUCGCCGAUGCAAACGAUCAAGCAGCUUUUAACUACCUUGCAAAAGCAUUUUUCGGUACAAACCCUACCGAAACAAAUCUCAAAAGCGAUGGUCCAAAAAUAGUAACAAAAUGGACAUUGAUGCAGCUAAGUCCAAUUCUUACGUUAGGUCUUCCUAAAUGGAUUGAGGAACCAGCCCUUCAUACGUUCCGUCUUCCACCAUUUUUGGUGAAGAAAGAUUAUCAAAAGCUUUAUGAUUUUUUCUAUGAGUCAUCAACUGGACCGGUUUUAGAUGAAGCUGUUCGACUUGGAGUUUCGAAAGAAGAAGCGGUUCAUAAUCUUUUAUUUGCCACAUGUUUUAAUUCAUUUGGUGGGAUGAAGAUUUUUUUUCCUAAUUUGUUGAAGUGGAUUGGACGUGGUGGUGUUAAUCUACACCGUAAAUUAGCAGAAGAGAUUCGAUCUGUUGUUAAAUCAAAUGGCGGAAGAGUGACAAUGGCGGGGAUGGAAAAUAUGCCGUUGAUGAAAUCAGUGGUGUAUGAAGCAUUUAGAAUUGAACCACCAGUACCGUUACAGUAUGGAAAAGCGAAACAUGAUUUUGUUAUUGAGAAUCAUGAAAAUGCGUUUCAAGUGAAAGAAGGUGAAAUGUUGUUUGGGUUUCAACCUUUUGCGACAAAAGAUCCAAAGAUAUUUGAUAGUGCUGAUGAGUUUGUUGGAGAUAGGUUUAUGGGUGAAGAGGGAGAGAAGUUGUUGGAGCAUGUGUUUUGGUCUAAUGGUCGUGAAACAGAACAACCUACGGCUGGUAAUAAGCAAUGUCCCGGAAAGGAUUUUGUUGUGUUGUUUUCUAGACUUUUGGUGGUGGAACUGUUUCUUCGUUAUGAUACUUUUGGUAUUCAAGUUGGAAAAUCUCCUAUAGGAUCUGCUGUUACCUUUACCUCUCUCAAGAAAGCUAAAUUUUAGUUUUGUAGUUUUGUUUUACUUCAUAAUACAUUUUCUGGAUUAAUUAUUAAUUGUUUAAUUGCAUGUAUAUGCAUGAUGCAUCCCGCAGCUUAUGGUUCAUCCACAUAUAUAUUGGCCCAGAUUAAGAUAAUUUAAGUUUUUGUUUGUUUGUUUAUGA
This is a messenger RNA of Medicago truncatula (barrel medic), 2010 nucleotides long. RefSeq names its product allene oxide synthase. The transcript has a single exon. Lineage: Eukaryota; Viridiplantae; Streptophyta; Magnoliopsida; Fabales; Fabaceae. The record is from RefSeq and is a predicted model, not a curated record. Gene Ontology annotation, molecular function: heme binding; monooxygenase activity; iron ion binding. The coding region runs from base 174 to 1853 and encodes 559 amino acids. Gene Ontology annotation, cellular component: chloroplast envelope; chloroplast thylakoid membrane. Gene Ontology annotation, biological process: jasmonic acid biosynthetic process; sterol metabolic process.